Molecule: messenger RNA, 4163 nt
Organism: Aspergillus saccharolyticus JOP 1030-1
Lineage: Eukaryota; Fungi; Ascomycota; Eurotiomycetes; Eurotiales; Aspergillaceae
Product: MRX complex DNA-binding subunit
Exons: 6
Coding region: 97-4002 (1301 amino acids)
Biological process (GO): telomere maintenance via recombination; double-strand break repair; chromosome organization involved in meiotic cell cycle
Cellular component (GO): nucleus; condensed nuclear chromosome; Mre11 complex
Molecular function (GO): single-stranded telomeric DNA binding; G-quadruplex DNA binding; double-stranded telomeric DNA binding
Source: RefSeq, a predicted model, not a curated record
AUGACGGCAGCCGGUGCAAUCUGCAACAGGUGCCUGCCCGCGAUUUUGAACUUGAUGAAGACCGGCUGAUUGACAGUCUUCUAGACAGCCGUUAAGAUGUCGAAGAUUGAUAAGCUUUCGAUUCUUGGUGUUCGCUCGUUCGACAAUACCCGCAGCGAGACGAUUCAAUUCCAUACGCCUCUUACGUUGAUUGUUGGGUAUAACGGAUCUGGGAAAACGACGAUUAUCGAAUGUCUCAAGUAUGCGACCACCGGAGAUCUCCCGCCGAACAGCAAGGGUGGUGCAUUCAUCCACGAUCCGAAGUUAUGCGGAGAGAAAGAAGUCCUAGCGCAGGUCAAACUGUCAUUCAAGGCGACCUCGGGCGCUAAGAUGGUGGCGACGCGGAGUCUCCAGCUCACCGUCAAGAAAACCACGCGGCAGCAGAAGACGCUGGAGGGCCAGCUUCUGAUGGUCAAGGAUGGCGAGCGGACGGCCAUCUCCUCGCGAGUGGCCGAGCUGGACCAGAUCCUGCCGCAGUACCUGGGCGUGUCGAGGGCGGUCCUCGACUCCGUGAUCUUCUGCCACCAGGAUGAGAGCCUGUGGCCCAUGAGCGAGCCGUCCGUGUUGAAGAAGAAAUUCGACGAGAUCUUCGAGGCGAUGAAGUACACCAAGGCGAUCGAUAACAUCAAGGCGCUCCGCAAGAAGCAAAAUGAGGAGCUGGGCAAAUACAAGAUCAUGGAACAGCAUGCCAAGGAGGAUAAGGAAAAGGCGGACCGCGUGGAGAAGCGGUCGAUCAAGCUGCAGGACGAAAUUGAAGCUCUGCGGGCGGAGACGCAUCAGCUCUCUCAGGAGAUGCGGCGGGUCGCCGAAUUGGCGGACAGGGCGUGGAAAGAGUCGGAGAGCUACUCCCAGGUCCUGGGCGCGCUGGAGGGAAAGCGCAUCGAGGCGAAGAGUAUCCAGACGACGCUCGACAAUCUGAAACGGCAUCUGGUGGAGCUGGACGACUCGGAUGAGUGGCUGGAGUCGAACCUGGAGCAGUUUGAGACAAAGCAACUGCAGUACCAACAACAGGAGGAGUCUCAGAAAGAGAACUACAUGGAGAUCAAAGAACAGAUUGAAAACGCGCGGCACAAGCUGGGUCUCAAGCAGGCCGAGUACGGAAAAUUCGAGAACGAUAAGGCGAACUUUGAGCGUCAAGUCGAGAGGCGACAGCGCAUGACCAAAGAAAUCGCCCGGAGCCACAGCAUUCGUGGGUUCGACAAUGUGGUGGAUCAGGCGGAUGUCGACGAGUUCAUGCGCCGAGUCAGAAAGAUCCUCAAAGAGCAGAAUCAGGUGCUAGAGCGAGUCAAGCGGGAGGCGCAAAGCGAGCUGCGCGAAGCCCAAGACUCUCUCAAUCAAAUUGGACAGCGCAAGUCUGCGCUGCAGGAAAGUAAGAUUGCAGCCAAACGACAGAUAGCUUUCAAUGACAGAGAUGCGGCUACCUACCAAGCAAAACUUAACGAGAUCAAUGUCGAUGAGGGCGUACAGGCGGCGCUCGAGACAAACAUUGAGGACACUGUUUCUCGCCUGGAUCAGGCGAAGGAACGCUCGCGAACCGCUUCUUGGGAUAAAGAGAUCCAGAACGUCAACUCGGAGAUCCGCAAGUUUGAAGAUGAAAGCUCUCGCUUGAACGCCGAACUCAUCGAGGCGACCAAAAAGGCUGGUGACCUUGCCCGGCUUGACCACCUGAAAAAGGAGCUCAGGGAACAGGAACGCGGCCUGGGAACCAUGAAAAGUGCGCAUGGCGAUCGGCUCUCCAAGUAUAUCAAGUCCAAUUGGAGCACCGAUUCCCUUGAGCAAGACUUUCAACGUGUCCUGGAGGAAGAGUCAGGACACGUCUCCAAGGCGGAGCGUGAACGCGACGGCGUCAGUCGAGAGCUGGAACAAGUUGAGUUCAAGAUGAAAGAAGCAAAGAAAGCCUUGAACCAGCGGCAGAAAGAGCUUAAAGAGAGUAUACAUGAGAUCCGUGAAGCUAUUGGGGACGAGCCAGAGGAAUAUCUCGAGAUCGUCAAAGAGCGGCAGAUCCAGCUUGAUCUCGCUCGGAAAGAUGCGGAGCAGUAUGCUGGGAUAGGCUCCUAUAUGAAAGACUGUCUUGGCACUGCGAAACAGUCGAAGGUCUGCCGGUUGUGCCAACGGGGCUUCGAAGCAGAGAGACAAUUGCAGGCUUUCAUCAACAAGCUGGAGGGCCUAGUCAAGAAAGCCCAAAGGAAUCUUGAAGAUGAGGACAUCAAACACUUGGAGGAAGACCUCAACGCUGCGCGAGAGGCCAGCACAGCCUACAACACGUGGGCCCGCUUGAAGGAAACCGAGAUUCCGAGCCUGGAAAAGGAAGAGGAGCAGUAUGUUCUCCAGCAGGACAAAUUGCUAAGUCAACUAGAGGAGCAUGACAAGAUUGUCAGCGAGAGGACCGAGAAGAAGAAAGAUGUCGAAGCGCUCUCGAAGACGGUCAACACUAUCGUCAAGUAUGCCAGUGACAUCAAGUCUAUCCGCUCCCAGAUAGAAGAGCUCUCUUCAAAGCAAGAGGACAACACUGGUUCUCGUACUCUGGAGGAUAUUCAGGAGGAAAUCGCUGGAAUCGGCGAACGCUCCCGUGCUCUCAAGAAGACGUUGUCAAAGCUCACCCAUGAAAAGGAGCAGACGUUAGCGGAGAUCAACAACCUGGAGCUGCAGCUCAGAGACGCCAAGAGCAGUCUGGACAACGCCAAGUUCCAGCUUGAAAAGAAAGCAGAUCUUGUGACUCGCCUUGGAGAGUACAAAAACCUCAACAAUGAACAGCGUGCGGCAAUCGCAAAGGCGGACAAAGACAUUGAGUCUCUUACCCCCGAACUGCUCAAGGUACAGGCGCAGUAUGAUGACAUCAGUCAGCGCGCCGAGGCACGCGAAAGAGAACUGCAGCAGGAAAUCUCCCAAUUAUACGACAGCAUACAUCAGCUGGAAGUGGCAAGCGAAGAAAUCGAUGCCUAUAAUGAGCGAGGUGGCCCUACCCAGCUUGAGCGAAGCGAACGCGAACUCCAAACGAUUGAGAACGAAAUCAAUGAGCUUGAAUCGGAACAGGCGACGAUCACGAGAGAAAUCAACCGAAUAUCUGCCCAGCUGAAAGACAGUGAGAACACCAAGCGUCAGUACGCAGACAACCUGACGUAUCGGCAGGCGACCCGAGCCCUGGACAAGGUCAAUGCCGAGAUUGAGCAACUCGCCGCUCAGAACGCCGAGGUCGACCGCAGUCGUUUCAAGGAGGAAUCCGAGCGCCGUACGCGCGAACACAAUGCCCUCGCCGCGAAGCAGGCCAGCAAGAUGGGUGAGAUGAAGUCCAAAGACGACCAGCUGAUGCAAUUGAUUGCCGACUAUGACACGGACUACAAGGACGCGGCCGGCAAGUACAAGGAGGCUCACAUCAAGGUCGAGACCACCCGCGCGGCGGUCGACGAUCUCGCGCGUUACGGCGGCGCACUCGACAAAGCCAUCAUGAAGUACCACGGGUUGAAGAUGGAGGAGAUCAACGCCAUCGUCGGCGAGCUGUGGCAGAAGACCUACCGCGGCACCGACGUCGACACCAUUCUCAUCCGCUCCGACAACGAGAACGCCAAGGGCAACCGCUCCUACAACUACCGCGUCUGCAUGGUCAAGCAAGGCGCCGAGAUGGACAUGCGCGGCCGCUGCAGCGCCGGCCAGAAGGUCCUGGCCAGCAUCAUCAUCCGCCUGGCCCUGGCCGAGUGCUUUGGCGUCAACUGUGGCCUGAUCGCCCUCGACGAGCCGACCACCAACCUGGACCGCGACAACAUCCGCUCGCUGGCCGAGUCGCUCCACGAUAUCAUCCGCGCGCGCCAGCAGCAGGCCAACUUCCAGCUUAUUGUCAUCACCCACGACGAGGAGUUCCUGCGGCAUAUGCAGUGCGGCGAUUUCAGUGAUUACUAUUACCGCGUUUCACGGAAUGAGCGGCAGAAGUCUAUUAUCGAGAGACAGUCCAUCGCUGAGGUCAUGUAAUAAAGUUACCUUUUUCCCCAUCAUCGAAUCAUUAUGCAUGGUAAUGGUGAAUCCGACCUAGUGGAUAGCGUCUACACUCAACAAAGGAUCAAAAGUGGUACACAUUGAUAUUCUUCCUGUACAUCAUUGAGAUAUUAGCCUAGCAUGGACCGGCGUUAAAU